GGUGGCACAGGGCCCGCCGUAGUCACUCCCCAGGCCUGUGACGGUGCCAGUGCCUCGCGUGGGCGUGUGAGUGUGGUAGUGUGUGCGUGGGCGUGAUGGUGGCGGCGGCAGUGGUGGUGACGCUACGAACUGUUUACUCCAGUGCUCAAGUGUGCGUGUGGUGGUGGUGGUAGUGGUGUUAGUGGUGGUGGUGGUGUUGUGGUGGUGUGGUGUUGCUGUGUGCGGGUGUUGUGUUGCUACGGAAGGCGGCGAGAUGUUGAAACACGUGGGACAGUACCGCUCCACCACGUCCCUCGCCCGCGCCUCCAGCAGUAGCCUACAGACGCGUCCUUGUGACUCAGCCUCCUGCAGAACCCAUGGGGAGGACGACGAGGACUCCAUCAGCUCCCCAGAAGUCCUCAGAAGGAGUCUCAGCUCUCCGGGGUCCUAUGGAAGUGACACAAGCUCCCCUGAGGCUCCAAAGAAAGUCCUCAACCAUGUCAAGGAUUCCAAGGGCGGCGAGGUCCCUGAGAAGGAUGUUGAGGUGUCCCAAGAGUCCUGCAAGGGUCCUACCACUGAGGAUUCACAAGAAAAGGUUCAAGAGUGCGGUGAAGGAUCCAAGAAACCCUGCACAAAAGUCCUUCAGGAUACAAGUUCCCCGGAAGUGACAAAGAAGGAUCUAGUGCGUCCUUCGACCUUGCCACGCCGAGCAGGUCACCGCCCCCCAGAUGACCUGCCCCCCCACACAGGCCAGCCCAUAAGAAAGGUCCUCAAGUCCUCGGAGUCCUGCAGCCUACACUCCUCCAGUACCUCCAUCCUCUCCCUCACGCCCUCCAGGUCCUCCUCUACCUCCUCCCUUGUGGAUCCUACGAUGACCCCAGUGAAGGUGUACCUGCGGUUCAUGCGUCCCGACAUGGAGUAUAAGACGCUGAGCCUGUCGUCGGGCACCACUUGCCGCCAGCUGGUGCUGAUGCUGCUGGCCAAGUUCAGGCUGCGUCACCGCGACCCGAACCUCUUCUUCGUCACCAUGGAGGUGACGCUGCGCACGCCGGGGGGCGGCGCCCCAGCGCGGCGCCUGCUGGUGCUGGACGACCAGGCGCGCCCCGCGGAGUUGCAGCAGUGCCGCCCGCGCGGCGAAGCGCGCUUCAGCGUGGGCGUGCGGCGUGGCGGCCUAGUGCGCGUGCACGACGGCAUCCUCAUGCCCGGGUCGCAGUACAAGUCGCUGCUGGUGUGUUACCGCACCACCUCGGAGGAGCUGGUGCAGCUGCUGCUCAACUGCUACAACAGCAAGGAGAGCCCAGCGCGUUACGCCAUCCACGAGGUGUGCGCCACGCCCUACAGCGACCGCCCGCUGCGCCGCGACGAGUGUCCCCUGCUGGUGCAGAGUGAGUGGCCCCGCGCCGCACGGCCCCGCCUGUCCCUGGUGCUGCGCCGCACCGCAGCCUACGGCAUCGCGCUGCCGCCCAGGGCCUCGUGGCGCCACAGCCUGGGCCACUCAGACCACAGCACGGACACGGACUCAGAGCAGGAGGACGCCACCCCCGCCCCCCGCGUCUCCCGCGCUCCCAGCGAUCCCCUGCCCCGGGUGUCCUCCAGCGACAGUCUCUUUACCGGUGACCUGGCCAACUCCUCCAGUCCUGCAUCCUCCACCUCCAAUUCGUCCUCAUCAUCAUCCUCGUCAUCCUCUUCCUCCUCAUCUUCCUCCUCCUUCCUCCUCCUCCUCCUCCUCAAGAGUAUCAUGUGACUCAGGAUUUUUCUCUCCUUCUUCCUCAUCCAACGCCUCAACAGGAUCUCCUUCCCCUCCACCCUCUCCUUGUCCUUCCUCCUCUUCUUCCUCCUCCACCUUUACCUGCACCUCCCUCCACCAGGAAGAGGAGGAGCGGCCCCCCUCACCUUCCCUCCCACCAUCCACAAUACAUCUGGAGGAGUGUGAUGUUUCCUCCUCCACCUCUUCUUCCUCCUCCUCCCUCCUCCUCCUCCACACUCCUCCCUCCUCCCCUGUGAGUGUGUAUUCCAUCUCCUACACCUCCUCCUCCUCCCCAGUGAUCUCCAGAUGUAUCCUCCACACCACCUCCUCUCCCUCCUCCCCCGUGCCUCCACCAAGGGUUAGGCACCGAUUACCUCCACCCUCCUCCAUAUCCUUCCCUUCUUCACCCAUUCCUCCUCCAAGAACAAAGCACUCCUCCCUCCGCUCCUCCACCCGUUCUAUCCCUCCUUAUUUCCUCUCGUCCUUCUCCUCCUCCUCCUCUUGCUCCUCACUUCAGUCCCUCCCUCCACCUACUGUCUCCUCUUCCUCUUCCUCCUCCUCUUCAUCAUCUAUCACCACCAUCACCACCACGACGAGUCAUCCCUCAGUGGUGACUCAUGACUCAACAGAGGAGAGCAUCAAGCAACUCGCAGCGGCCCUCGAGUCACUCAGGUCACUCACUAUACGCUGCCCUGACUAUGACAACUGCUUCUACAUAUAAGUCACGGAGUCAUCAGUGGAGGACAGGACGAGGCAGAAGCGUAGGUGGAGGAGGAAAAGGAGAGAGUGACGACAAGACAGUGAGGAAGAUGGAUGAGGAAGAGAAGUGAGGCAGAGAAGAGUGAGGCGAAUGACGACGACUAUUAAACCAAAGAAGGAGGCGAGGAAGGAAGAGGAGGAGGCGUGAUGAGGGAGGGGUGAGGGAGGAGGACGCAGGGAGGAGACAGGGAACUACAAAUAUGAGCGAGAUAACCUCCACCAGCCUCCCCUACCUGACCCCCUCCCCCCUCCACAGCGUUCCCUCCUUCAGGUGCAGUAACUCACCAGGUUCAUCAGUGGGUGCUUAGGUACAAAAUGACUCACCUGGAAAGAAAGAAAACGGGAAUUAAUGAGAGGUAUUCAAAGCAUUACGAGACAUUACCAAGCAUUUCAAACACCAAAAGGAAGGGGAAGAUGACGAAAGCAUGAGAUAAAAGGCUUGAAUAUGACGUUAACACCAAAAUAAGUAUUGAAGUUAAUUAAUGAGAAGGUAUUAUGCAUUACAAGAGAUUACCAAGGAUUUCAAAUAGCAAAAGACUCGAUUUCUAACUAGACAACGUAUAAAAGAAAGGGGAAAAAUGUGUAAUUCAAUCUCAGUAAUUCCAAACCUAACCUAACCUAAGGAGAUUAACUAAAUGUAUUGGAAGGAACACAAAGAAAAACUGAUACAGGUGUGAAGGGAAUGAGAGCAUGACAACACCUCCCUCCACCCCCGCUCCCUCUCUCACCAAGGUCACGGCUCACCUGUGCCUCACCAAGUAACGCCACACCUGGAGGUCACGGGGGUCACGCUCAGCUACCCACACCUGGCUGAAGGGCCCAGGUGUGUGUGAGCCAGACAGACAGAGAGGCGGCAAGAACAAUAAAGUGGAAGGAUAUAAUGGCAGUGAAAAACAGACACAUGAUACAUGGGAAGACAAGCAGACGAUGAAAAUACACGCUACAGAAACACAGACAGACACGCUCCAGAUACUCACACACAGACAGACAGACAGACAAGCGUACAAGCAAAAA
This is a messenger RNA of Portunus trituberculatus (swimming crab), 3499 nucleotides long. RefSeq lists its product as uncharacterized. The record is from RefSeq and is a predicted model, not a curated record. Bases 254 to 1723 code for a protein of 489 amino acids. NCBI's taxonomy places the organism in Eukaryota, Metazoa, Arthropoda, Malacostraca, Decapoda, Portunidae. The transcript has 6 exons. Gene Ontology annotation, biological process: positive regulation of fibroblast growth factor receptor signaling pathway; signal transduction; positive regulation of epidermal growth factor receptor signaling pathway.